Molecule: messenger RNA, 486 nt
Organism: Cantharellus anzutake
Lineage: Eukaryota; Fungi; Basidiomycota; Agaricomycetes; Cantharellales; Hydnaceae
Exons: 2
Coding region: 1-486 (161 amino acids)
Source: RefSeq, a predicted model, not a curated record
AUGAGCUUGCCCGAUUCCGUUGUAAGUGAAAGCGCUGUCUCCAUCGAAAGCGCCAAAAAUUCCAUGCACCAGGAGGAAACCCAGGCGCACGACAACGAGGAAUGGCUAGCGAGAAAUUCGGGUGGAAGGAUAGAGUGGAAGGUGUUUCAGCAGGAACGGGGCCAUUCGGGAAGUACCAAGACUCACGGGGACCACACCAUGGCUAAGGGUGAUAACGACCGCGGACAUCCUAGACGACUUAAUUCAUGUCGAAAACAAUUGGAGUCAUCAUCCGGCCUUGGAAUCCCUCCCAUCCUUGCUGGACAGGAGGCAGUAGGGAUUCGUAGCAUCAAAUGGCGCUCGAAAACGAGACCAAGCUCUCAGACGGUUGACACCACACCCAAAGAUUACCACGGGCGGCCAGAGAAUUCUGUUCUGCAGUUGAACCAUAUUGGUAGCUCCUCAGUCACGUUUCCGGUGCACAAUAGCGGGACUCUUCCGGAAUAG